GCUCAAGGUCGCCCGGAAACAGAAGUCGGCCAAAUUCGUUUUGGGGAUAGCUUAUUGCCACUUAGGACUUUAGAAUUACGUCCGGCGACUGGCACCCAAUUAUGCCAAGCAGUUCAGCACACGAAGGGUCGGAAUCAUUCUUCGAACCCGUAGUUGUUCUACCCUCUGUAACAGUAUCAAACUGUGAAGAAAAUGAAGAGUGUCUAUUCAAAGAAAGAGCACAGCUAUUCCGUUUUGAUACUGUUGAGGAUCCACCACAGUGGAAAGAACGUGGAGUUGGAAUAUUGAAAAUCCUACGUAACAAGUCCAACGGGUGUUAUCGUCUGUUGAUGCGUCGUGACCGAACCUACAAGGUUUCCAAAUCCAUCAUAUAUACAUAUACAGUUAGUAAAGCGUUUGUUUGGAACACAAUGGGCGAUUUUUCUGAUGAGACAGUGAAGCCGCAGUCUUUAGGUGUUAGGUUUGCUAGUUCUGUGUCUGCACAGGAGUUUCAGAAAGUGUUCAAAGAAGGUUGUAAAGCUUCUGCAGACAAAUUAAUCGCAAAAAGACUUAGUAAUGAAAGCACUCAACCUUGCAACGAAGCUGAAGAUACUGACCUAUCCGUACUUUCGAAUUCUGUCAAGCAGUGUCUCAAGAUAAAUACUGCGGACAUCAAUCCGUGUGAUACCAGUGACUCAGUAAAAAGUGAAACAUGA
This is a messenger RNA of Heterobilharzia americana, 695 nucleotides long. The record is from the annotation of a GenBank genome assembly. NCBI's taxonomy places the organism in Eukaryota, Metazoa, Platyhelminthes, Trematoda, Strigeidida, Schistosomatidae.